Cottoperca gobio is the source of this 2398-nucleotide messenger RNA. It is a transcript of the gene lman2la, whose product is annotated as lectin, mannose-binding 2-like a. Gene Ontology annotation, biological process: endoplasmic reticulum to Golgi vesicle-mediated transport. The coding region runs from base 1 to 1089 and encodes 362 amino acids. Lineage: Eukaryota; Metazoa; Chordata; Actinopteri; Perciformes; Bovichtidae. Gene Ontology annotation, cellular component: endoplasmic reticulum-Golgi intermediate compartment; COPII-coated ER to Golgi transport vesicle; endoplasmic reticulum membrane. Gene Ontology annotation, molecular function: D-mannose binding. The record is from RefSeq and is a predicted model, not a curated record. The transcript is spliced from 9 exons.
AUGGCUGCCGCCAGGAUGAGCUAUCAUUACAGGGAGUUUAAAUCACCAUUCAGACGGAAAAUAAUGCCUUUUAAAUCAUACUGGACUUUCGCUUUUCUUAUUUUUACCUCAAGACGGUGUUUUGCCGACGAUGAUCACGAAAUGGAAGAGUUUUUGAAGCGGGAAUACUCCCUUUCCAAGCCUUACCAAGGUGUGGGAUCCUUAGGCUCCUCCCACUGGGAGCUGAUGGGGGAUGCCAUGGUAACCACCGACCAGGUGCGCCUCACACCUGACAGGCAGAGCAGGCAGGGGGCAGUGUGGAGCCGCCUUCCUUGCCAUCUGACGGAUUGGGAGAUGCAGGUGCACUUUAAGAUUCACGGGCAAGGAAAGAAGAACCUGAAUGGUGAUGGCCUGGCCAUUUGGUACACUAAGGAACGUGCGCAGAAAGGUCCUGUAUUUGGAAAUAUCGACAACUUCACUGGCUUGGGUGUGUUUGUGGACACGUAUCCCAACGAGGAGAAGCACCUAGAGGCGCAGAAGAAAAGAUAUACUCCUCGCACACAGAGGAUCUUCCCCUUCGUUCUGGCCAUGGUUGGGAACGGCAGCAUCGGCUACGACCACGAGCGGGAUGGUCGGCCCUCAGAGCUGGGCGGCUGCAACGCCAUGGUGCGCAACCUCAAACAAGACACCUUCCUCUUCAUCCGAUACGUCCGCCGCAGGCUCACGGUGAUGAUCGACAUCGACGGACAACAUGAGUGGAGGGACUGCCUGGACAUACCCGGGGUGCGGCUUCCACAAGGCUAUUAUUUUGGAGCUACGGCCAUUACUGGAGACCUCUCGGAUAACCAUGAUAUCAUUUCCCUGAAACUCUACCAACUGACGGUGUUGCGUAGUCAAAAGGAAGAGGAAGAGGAGGAAGAAGAGGAGAUAACCAUACCCAGUGUGGAUAACAUUGAGCUACUCAGAAUGGGUCAGGUUGAAGAAGGGAUGAGUGGAAUAGCUAUUUUCUUCGCCGUGCUCAUUUCCAUGCUGGGCUGCAUCUUCCUGAUCGUCAUCGGCCUGGUGGUCUACGGCCACUGGAACGAGAACCGACGUAAGCGCUUCUACUGAGAGAGAUUUAGAAAGAAAAAAAAAGAUGGAGGUCGGCGAUUGUGAAGACUACUGAGGUCUGCACUGAGACGAAAGCGAGACACCGCUGUCGGCCAGUAGAGCGCAGCAGGUUGUUUUGUCUGGAGAACGACACUUUGACUGGAGGCGCAGUAAAUGCAUCGCCUGCUACGAAGAGCCAUCGUCCAACUUCGCCAUCGGUCGUCAUGAAGCAGUAGGAAGACUUUCUUUUUGUCCUCAGCCCGUCCGACACACACCAGCUCGGCCUUACCAUCUCCACCUCUGCACUUGCAGACGUGCAGUAUGACAUCUUAUGAGCAGUGGUCACCAUUUGCUGCAUUUGACAAACAUGAAAUUCUGAGAUUUUCUCUUUUUCAUUUCACUGACUUUUGAUGGCUUUGAGAAAUAAAUAUAUAAGUUUCCAAUGUUUUCUCUGCAGUAUGACUUGAAGCGCUAACCAAAUAGCACUGAAAAAGAAUUAUGCCAUCCUUACUGUAGCUCCUGGCUAACUAAAGAUGCAUCUCUACUCUUCUGUGUACUGUGCUGUGUAUUCAAUCAUUUCGACUCGGAGUAUAUACUAUAGUAUGCCGUUUAUUCUCAUUCUGUUGUUGUAAUAUGCAUGAUAUUUGUUUAGGGUGUGUGUGUGUGUGUGUGUGUGUGUGUGGCCUUUUGAUUGAUGCAUGUGGCAAUGAUUUGGGUGUUUUUUCAGGGAAAUAUUUUAUUCAACAAUUUAUUUUGAACAAUAUUAGCACUCACAAAAUGUGGAUUUAUAUUCAUCACUGUUCCCGUUCCCAGAUUCUACUGUCAAAAUGUUUUUUCAAAACAUACAUUUAAAUGUCAGAAAUGAACUUUGCACUGAAGAGAAUUUUAACGAGUGACACUGUUUUUGUUUUUUGUUGCACAUUGAACACUAAAAUGACCUUUUGUUUGUGUUGUAAAAACACCACCACUGUGUUUCUGUCAUACACAUUAUUAUUAUUAUUAUUAUUAUUAUUAUGUUGCAGUGAACUGAAUAAACGUGCUGGUUUGGCCUCAGGCUGCCUUCUUCUCUAUGUUCUAGGAAAUGGUUGCAGGCCUCAUGUCAACAUCGUAUAUCUUUUAUCUGUGGUGCUUUGUUUUCAUUUGGGCAAUAAGUGAGGACUUCCUUAUUUCCUGUAGCCACUUUGACAACCGCCCAACCUUAUUUAUGUUCUGUUUGUUUUGUAUGACUACCGUGCCUCAUGUAUCCAACCAGUGACUCACAUAUUACAUUUUUUUAACUAAUCUUUUUCCUGAACUAUUUGUAUUGCCUCAUUAAAGACCUACAUUGAUA